Molecule: messenger RNA, 2098 nt
Organism: Rhinichthys klamathensis goyatoka
Lineage: Eukaryota; Metazoa; Chordata; Actinopteri; Cypriniformes; Leuciscidae
Gene: cttnbp2nla
Product: CTTNBP2 N-terminal like a
Exons: 5
Coding region: 105-1670 (521 amino acids)
Source: RefSeq, a predicted model, not a curated record
AUGUCCGUUUGCGUUCUUUCACAGCAGAUGAACUUCUUCGGUGAAGCCGAUCUUCAACAACGGUGCUGCUCGAUGAGCGAUAUUGGAAGCUGAUCAAACCUGGCAUGGCACCCACAACGGAGGCGAGGCUAAACGUGGAGGCUCUGAGUAAGAGAGACGUUCUGCUGCUCUUCAGUGUUCUUGAGGGAGAGCUGGAGGCCAGAGACUUUGUCAUACAGGCACUCAAGGCCCAGCGUAGAGAUUCCAACAUGUGGGAGAGAUAUGGCAAAUACAACCUGAGCGACCCGUUCCUGGCCCUGCAGAGAGACAGCGAGGUCCUCCAGAGCUCCGGCCAGACCAGGGGAGAUGGAGGAAGUUCCUCCAAGAGACGAGAGGGCGUCUGUGGGGCCACGGCUCGCUUGGACCCUUUAGCGGUGCUGAAGCUGGUGGUCGGACACUGCAGAAGGAUGCAGGAGAAGAUGCUGAAACAGCUGGCAGCUGCCGAGAACAGACACAGGAGGGUCAUUGCUGAUCUGGAGGAGGAGAAGAGAAAGCAUGCUGAGGAUACUGCUGAAGGAGAUGAUGUCACUUACAUUCUGGAGAAGGAGAGAGAGCGCCUCCUGCAGCAGUUGGAGUUUGAGAAGGCAAAGACACCCCGAAUGGAGAGGGAGAACAAACGACUGCAGGAUCAGUUAGAAGACCAGCGAGUCCAGCAUAAACAGCUCAUGACGGCACUGAGUCGGGAAUGCAAACGCUCCGGCACCCGCGCACACGAGGAGUCCCAGCGUGCCAACGAACUCAGCCAUCGUCUUGAUCGCGAGCGAGCGGCCAAUCAGACUCUGAGGGCGGAGCUUGAGGAGGAAAAGAAGCGGGCUAUGCAAAUAGAGGCGAGGCGAGAGGAGCUGUUGGCUGAGUUUGACACUGAACGGGAGCAGCUUGGGCUGAGAAUACGGAAAGAGGAAGCACGCUGUAACGCACUACAGGAAGAACUAGAGCGAUUGAGGAGAGAGAUGAGAGAUGCUGAGGAGGGCUCAGAUAAGACCAAGACAAAAAUGAACGGACAUCUUACUCCUACGGAGGAAGAUGCGAGUGUUGAGAAGCAGAGUAUGUUAACCAAUGGGAGCUCUCCGACCAGUUCACAAGCUCACAGCCCUACGACAAGCAAUCAGUCACCAGACGUGCCUAGUGUACAAGCUGCGUAUCAGGCUGGCAUCAACCAGCGCUUCCACGCAGCCCGUCACAAGUUCCAAGGCACCAGUGAUCAAGAUUCUCAGGCCGUCUCUUCCCCUCCGAACAGUCCGCAGGACCUUUUACCCUGUGUGGCUCCACCAGACAACGUUUCAUCUAAACAAGCAGCCCGCAGCACUGUCACACAGGCCCUGAGUCGCUUCAGCACUCAGCAAGGUCCCAGCACACCAACAUCCCCCAACAGUUCCCCUUUCGGCACAGAUUACCGCACGUUGGCCCACUCUGGGAUGUUGUCUCCGACCAUCAGGUCUCCAACUAUCCCCAGAGCCGACAGAGGGAACCCACCUCCGCUCCCACCCAAGAAACCAGGCCUGGCUGAAACGCCACUUUCUCCGGCCACCCUGCGAGCUGCUCACUUGGCUCAAAUGUCGGCCGGUUGCGGACACAGCUUCAACCCAGAGAGCAGCAAAGAACCAGACCUGGUGCUGUCAUCUAGCGGCUAGCAAGCCCAAAUGAUGAACGAUCACGUCAAACACUGUUGAUUUUUUUUUUUUUGUAAGGGAUGUUUCAGGUUUUUUUAAAUCAUUUUGGAAGAUUUGAAUGAUAUAUUUUCUAUGUAAAUUUGCAAUGUUACAAUAUCUCAUUGAAAUGCAUGUUUAUUGUGUGCAUGAAUACAUUAUACAUUCUGUAUGUCACCCAUGAGAAAAUAAGACCCGUUUAUCGCUGACAAUCACCAGCUUCUAUAAAUAGUUUUAUAUAUUGUUAUUCUGACAAAUAUUUAUAUAUAGACACACUACCAUUCAAAAGUUUGGGGUCAGUAGGAUUUUUUUGAAAGAAAUUAAUAUUUUUCUUCAGGAAGGACGCAUUACAUUAAUCAAGAUACUUAUGCUACAAAUUUCAAUUCAUCAAAUAAUCCUGAAAAAUGUAAUGG